Molecule: messenger RNA, 894 nt
Organism: Trichomonas vaginalis G3
Lineage: Eukaryota; Parabasalia; Trichomonadida; Trichomonadidae
Exons: 1
Coding region: 1-894 (297 amino acids)
Source: RefSeq, a predicted model, not a curated record
AUGUUUAGUUCUUUAUUAUUACCACUUACAAGAGCAGUCGAUGGAUGCCAAAUCAGUGUCAUGAUGGCAUCAGAAGCUCGCCACAUGAACAUUACAGAUAACUACGGUUGUUUAAUUAUUCAAGCUUCACAAUGGUAUGAUUUUUCCAAUGAAGGACCUGGAUCUGCUAUAUAUUGUUAUAACUUAGAUACAAGUAUUUUCAUCAAAUGCUGUUAUUUCGAAAGAUGCUACGUUCCUGAAGGAUCUGACGGAGCCAUUCAUGUUUUCGUUAAAAAUAUCAAUUUUAACUGCGUCGCAGCUUCAGAUGUUGCUGCAAAGGAAAAUCAAUUCGGAACGGUCAGUGUUCAAUCAAAAUUCAGAAUGAACUUGAAGUACUUCUCACUUACACAAACUGGGUUAUAUUCAUCAGCGAAUAUAGGCGAAAACCACAAUUUUAAUUACUUAAAUGGAGCUCUCCAAUGGGAUUAUUCCAAUAUUUCUCAUUGUGAAGUCGUUGGAGCUUCUUCUCAUUUCACUUUACAAGCAGAAAAUGCUAUGAGUGUGAAAUGCUGCUACGGACUUUUCAUAAAUGGAAAAGGAACGACUUGCGUCAGUUUAACUUCAAAGAAAGGACGAAAGAUAUUAGAAAACAUCAACAUGAUUAACCUUACAUCAUCCAAAGGCGUUUUACAGCUCGAAGGAUCUUUUAAUUUCCACUCGAUUUUUGUUGGAAAUUAUCAAGGUCCAUUUUUCAAUAUUGUCGGAAAAUACGAGCUGAAGAUAUCUACCCUUUAUUACCUUAACAGCGCUCCUUCACAUCAGAACAUAAAAAUAGAUAAACUUGAACAAAGGAAUGAAUCACUAGUUAUCGAUGAUAAGUAUAUGUUUAACAGAUACAGAUGGAAUUUGAAUUAA